CGUAGGGUCGAGGUUCUUUCGUCUGCAGUAAGGUGAACUAUCAUUCAAUCAUUUCCAGCAAAUGACAAUUUAACGCUAGUUUUAUUUGACGAGAAAUGGCUUGCAUCCUCCUGUCCAAUCUGCUACCUCUCGUUUGUUUGUUUCAUUUUUCUAUCUACUCGACAGUGGCAAAACCUGAUGGAUGUGGAAUUCGAGCAAAUACCCAGACUAGAAUCGUCGGCGGAGAACUAUCUUAUCCAGGAAAGUGGCCCUGGAUGGCUGCACUAUAUCGCUCUAAUACAAACCAGUAUUGUGCUGGGGCUGUGAUUUCAGAUCGUCACAUACUUACUGCUGCACAUUGUGUCAGUGGGGUACAUCCGUCUAAACUUCAUAUCCGAUUGGGAGAAUUUGACAUACCAGGAAGGUUGCCUACCACUACUCCGCCAAACAAAAGUUUCAGCGGGACAUUGUUGGAUGAGAACAGCAACACCAACAACCUAUUCAGUGUUGAAAAGAUAAUUGUUCAUCAACAAUAUGAACCACGUUCGCACCUGCACGACAUUGCCAUCGUUCGAUUAGGUCAAGCCGUCCUAUUCAGUCCCGUCAUCCAACGCAUUUGUCUGCCUCCUCCGUCACUGCCAUCACUGGAAGACCGAACAGCUAUUGUGGCAGGUUGGGGAACAACCGCGUUUCUAGGCACUUCUAGUCCCUCUCUCCGCGAAGUGGAGGUGCCCAUUUGGAACAAUCAAGCCUGCCUUGAAGCCAUCGGAAAAAAUGUCUUUAACACGACAUUGUGCGCUGGUGGCCGAAUCAAAUCUGCUGACGCUUGCCAGGGCGAUAGCGGCGGUCCGUUGAUGAUGCCCAUGGUGGACGAUCGAUGGGCAGCCAUCGGUGUUGUUUCUUGGGGUAUCAGAUGUGGGGAACCAACAAAACCAGGGCUCUACACUCGAACUAGUCAUUACACGGACUGGAUCCUAUCCACCGUCCAGCGCACGGCGUGAUUCAUUAAAAUGCUGGCUGAAAGAAACGUGAGACGUGUGGACUAUCGAAUGUCGGAAUCUCGCGCGCUUGUCCCACUGACGAUGGCCAUAAAUUCAUUAUAUUCGUAUUUAGUAAAGCAGGCCUGUUAAUUUAAAGCAAAUCACUAUUUGCUAUUCGUAAGCAAACCAAAUGUUCAUAUCUUUCGUAAAUUUGUAGUAACUAUGCGUGUGUUCCAAUAUUCCGCGCUGCAGGUGGCGGGUUCUACCUCUAAAUAAAUUCUUUUUAAUUUUUUCCUUA
Daphnia carinata is the source of this 1257-nucleotide messenger RNA. RefSeq names its product proclotting enzyme-like. NCBI's taxonomy places the organism in Eukaryota, Metazoa, Arthropoda, Branchiopoda, Diplostraca, Daphniidae. The transcript is spliced from 7 exons. The record is from RefSeq and is a predicted model, not a curated record. The coding region runs from base 96 to 980 and encodes 294 amino acids. Gene Ontology annotation, molecular function: serine-type endopeptidase activity. Gene Ontology annotation, biological process: proteolysis.